This is a messenger RNA of Chenopodium quinoa (quinoa), 2122 nucleotides long. Its product is annotated as tRNA(His) guanylyltransferase 1-like. The record is from RefSeq and is a predicted model, not a curated record. The transcript has 13 exons. NCBI's taxonomy places the organism in Eukaryota, Viridiplantae, Streptophyta, Magnoliopsida, Caryophyllales, Amaranthaceae. Gene Ontology annotation, molecular function: tRNA guanylyltransferase activity; magnesium ion binding. Gene Ontology annotation, biological process: tRNA modification. The coding region runs from base 318 to 1958 and encodes 546 amino acids.
AAUAAUUUGUAUUUAAUUAAUUUAAACUUUAAAAUAUCAUUCAUUAAUUUUGCUUACGUAGCAUUUGGAUUAUUUAAUUGUAAAGGAAAUUAAUAAUCUCUUAUUUAAUUGGAUACAAAAAUUUAUAAUCGUAUAUAACGCGAUAAGAAAAUUAAAUUUUAGGUGACUCUUUAUAAACUCGAGAAAAAACUUAUUCCAAAAAAAAAAAAAAAAAUACUCGAGAAAAAAGUCUCUCCCUUUAUUAGAUUAGAUUUAGUAUUUACCCUUGAUUUCUUGAAUUUACUCCCUCGGUCUUUAGGUUUAUUUUCUCAUUUUAAAUGCCCUUGAAUUUAUACAGUUUGACUAACCCCUCUCUGUUCAUCUCUUCUCCGGCGAGUCGGCGAUCGGCGUACAGUUUGAAGCAGAAACUCCGGUUAGCAGCAAGCGCACUUCAUCUCCAUUUUGUGCGGUUCUCUGAAGUUCAUAAAUUUGAGAAGCCUCGUGAUAGAAAAGCCUUGGACUUGAUGAUUUCAUGCGCUGCUGCUGUAAUGGAGGAAUACGCUGACAUAAUAUUUUCGUAUGGAUAUAGUGAUGAAUUUAGUUUUAUAUUGAAAAAGGAGUCCAAAUUUUACCAGAGACGUGGAAGUAAGAUAUUGUCCCUACUUGUGUCAUUCUUCACUUCUGUGUAUACCAUAAAAUGGAAAGACUUCUUUCCACAUCAGAAAUUGCUCUAUGCACCUUCGUUUCAUGCACAAAUCAUUCAAUGUCCAACUUUGGAGGUUCUUCAAACUUAUCUUGCAUGGAGGCAGAAUGAUUGUCACCUCAACAAUUUAUAUGAUACGUGUUAUUGGAAGCUCUUUGAAAGAGAAAAGAGUGAAACUAAAGCCCAUGGACGUCUCAAGGGAACACAAAAACGGGAAAAAAAUGAGCUUCUCUUCCAGGAAUUUUGCUUUAACUAUAAGACUCUUCAUCUAAUGUUACGACAAGGAACUUGUCUUUUUAAGACUCAGAUUGAAGAGGUUGUCAAGUACAAGGAAAAUGGUGAUCCUAUCAAGAGACUUCGGAAAAAGAUGAUGGAAGUUCACUCAGAUAAUAUAGCUGGCAAAAGCUUCUGGAAUCAGCACUCUUCUCUUCUUUCAGAACUAGGAAGAUUUGAAGUAGAUAUUCAUAAAAUUAGACCAGAAUAUGUAGAGUCCUUUCUAUUUCAGGAUAAAUUGAUGUUGUCCACUUGGAUAGUGGUCAGAAUUGAUGGUUGCCAUUUCCAUAGGUUCUCUGAUAUUCAUAAAUUUGAGAAGCCCAAUGAUGAAAAAGCUUUGAAGCUUAUGAAUGCAUGUGCUGCAGCUCUUUUGGAAGAGUUUCAAGACAUAACCUUUGCAUAUGGUGUCAGUGAUGAGUUCAGUUUUGUUGUGAAAAAGGAAUCCAAAUUUUAUGAACGGCAACCCAGUGCAAUAGUGUCCACAAUGGUAUCAUUCUUUUCAACAAUGUACAUCAGUAAAUGGAACGAGUUUUUCCCAGAAACAGAGUUGAAUUAUCCCCCCUCAUUUGAUGGAAGAGCUGUUUGCUACCCAUCGUCUAAGAUUCUUCGAGACUAUUUGUCUUGGAGACAAGUUGAUUGUCAUAUAAACAACCAGUAUAAUACCUGUUUCUGGAUGCUGGUAGACUCUGUGAAAAGCAAGCGUGAAGCCCAAAAUUAUUUGAAGGGAACACAAACACAAGAAAAGAAUGACUUGCUUGCUCGAAAUGGUAUUGAUUAUAAUGCAUUACCAGAUAUAUUUCGUCGAGGUUCAAGUAUUUUUCGGGACAAGGAAAACAAGACUCUUAUGGAGGUAAAUUGUGCUGAAGAUUCUAGAAAGAAAAUUGUGAUUGAACACUGUAACAUAAUCGAUGACGAUUUCUGGGAUUCACACCCAUGGAUCCUUGGUGACAAACUCCCUUUGGAGAGUGCUAAUACUAGAGCCAUGAAGAGGACAAUUGGAUGAUCUGUAAAUUAGCAGAUUAGAUGUAUUUUGAAUCAUGUAACAAUGCCCGUUUUCUAAUACUAUGUAAUACGGAGUACCAUUUAGGAAACAAUUGAGUUUAAAAAUGUAAAAUAUAUGUAGGCAUGCAUUAAAAGUUAUGGAGUAGUUUAAAAGUUAUUGCCCAA